UAGCAGAGCCUCUCAAAAGCAAUGUUGAACUACUCACUAGUCACUACUCUAGUAGGUUAAGGCCCAGCCGCAUGACUGCCUCCCUUUCGUGUCUCACGAGCUCCUCCCUCUCUCUCUUUCCCUGCCCCCUCAACUGCUUAUCAGUUUCACAAAUUUCGAAGAGAUUUUCCCUUUGCUUGAAAUACACGUUACAUAGGAGUAGUAGGCAUCCAGCAUUUCGAAUCCCUGUAAAUACUGCACCCUCCUUUCUGUCCUCUUCCUCUGCACUCUGCUCUCUCUACACAUACACAGAAUCUGUUCAACCGUUUGCCCAAUAGUCACAGUUCCGCGAACAUCGAUCGUCUUCCCAUAACUGGGCCCCUGUUUGGCUCUGUUCUGCUUCGGAUAAGUAAAUUUUAUUUAUUUUUUAAAUCUCAAAAAAAUGGUGGAGGGGUGCGAAACAACGGCGGUUUUGGUGGUGAGGGAGUUCGACGGGAAGAAGGAUUGCAAGGGCGUGGAGGAAGUAGAGAGGCGGUGCGAGGUCGGCUCCGGCGGCAAGCUGUCUCUGUUCACCGAUCUCCUCGGCGACCCCAUUUGCAGGGUUCGCCAUUCCCCUGCCUAUCUCAUGCUGGUAGCGGAGGCAGUGAAGGUGGGUGAAGGAGGAGAUAAGGAGGAGAGAGAAAUAGUAGGAAUGAUAAGAGGGUGCAUCAAAAGCGUUACGUGCGGCAAGAAGUUCUCCAGAAGCAGUAGUGGUAAAAACUGCCCAACCGCUAUCUACACCAAACUCGCCUACAUAUUGGGCCUCCGCGUCUCUCCAUCUCACCGGCGAAUGGGAAUUGGACUGGAGCUGGUUCGAAGAAUAGAGGAGUGGUUCAGAGAAAACGGAGCUGAAUACUCGUACAUGGCAACCGAAAACGACAACAAACCGUCCGUUAACCUCUUCACCGUCAAAUGCGGCUACUCCAAGUUCCGUACCCCCUCAAUCCUGGUCCAGCCCGUUUUCGCCCACCGGGUCCGGGUCAGCGCCCGAAUCGCCAUCCUCAAACUCGCCCCCUCCGAGGCCGAAUCCCUCUACCGCCGCCGCUUCUCCACCACCGAGUUCUUCCCCCGAGACAUUGACUCGGUGCUGAACAAUAAACUCAAUCUGGGCACCUUCAUUGCCUUUCCAAAAGGGACUUGUUUUCCCGGGUCGUGGCCGGGUGCGGAUCGGUUCUUAUCCGACCCACCCAGUUCGUGGGCGGUUUUAAGCGUGUGGAAUUGCAAGGAUGUUUUUACACUCGAGGUGCGUGGUGCGUCGCGCGUGAGGAAAGGAUUGGCGAGGACGACCCGGUUAGUGGACCGGGCCUUCCCCUGGCUACACGUCCCGUCGGUGCCGGAAGUGUUCCGGCCCUUUGGGCUGCACUUUUUGUAUGGGCUGGGCGGGGAAGGCCCAAUGGCGGUGAAAUACAUGAAGGCCCUUUGCAGAUUCGCACACAAUUUGGCUAUGGAGAGCGGGUGUGGGGUGGUGGCGACGGAGGUGUUGAGUCACGACCCGCUCAAGUCAGGGGUUCCACACUGGAAGGCGCUAUCGUGCCCCGAGGACCUGUGGUGCAUCAAGAGGCUAGGGGAAGAUUACAGCGACGGCUCCGUGGGCGACUGGACCAAGUCGCCACCCGGAGUUUCUGUUUUCGUUGAUCCCAGAGAGUUCUAACCAAACCAAGAAAACUAAAUUGAGAACUCGAAAGAAUGUUUUUCUGUUUUCUUUUUUGGGUCUCUCUUUGGGGUUUAACUUUAGGUUUAGUUAAAUGAGGGUAGUGGUGGUGGGGGGAGCAAAAGAGGAAACAUGAAAAGUAUGGGGUGUUCUUGACCUUUUUUGGAGGGUAAUGGGUUUUUGUUUGUAAAUGGAUAAUUGCUCCCCUUUUUUUUAAUUUAUUUUGUGAAUGGAUGUGGCCUUUUGGAUCCUCUUUUUGAACCAAAAUCAGAAAGUUGGGGUGUUCCAUGUGGGGUUUGUUAUGUUUUUGGCAAUUAACGGUUGGGAAAUGGGUGUGGUUAUGAAAUCUUGUGCAUCCAAACUAGAAAGUUCCUUUGAAGAGGUUUGUGGAAUCCCUCUUUUUCUUUGUAAA
Rhododendron vialii is the source of this 2081-nucleotide messenger RNA. RefSeq names its product probable N-acetyltransferase HLS1. Gene Ontology annotation, molecular function: acyltransferase activity, transferring groups other than amino-acyl groups. Bases 422 to 1669 code for a protein of 415 amino acids. Lineage: Eukaryota; Viridiplantae; Streptophyta; Magnoliopsida; Ericales; Ericaceae. The record is from RefSeq and is a predicted model, not a curated record. The transcript is spliced from 3 exons.